AUGCGCCUUUUCUUGAUCCGCCAUGGCGAGUCGGUUGACAACGUAGCUGGUGUACUAAGAGAUUCGGCCCUCACCAACCAUGGAGCCGACCAAGCUCGCCGCCUGAGCGACUAUCUCGCAGACAACAGACCGCCUUUGACGCGUAUUNNUUUCUCGUCGACUCUGCAGCGCGCCUACAGGACGGCUAGCAUCGUGGCAGCAAAACAGUCGACCAAAGACUUGACUGUCAGCACAGUUCCCUACUUGAUUGAGCGCGACUUUGGCUACUACGAGGGCAAGAACAACCGUGUGCGAAAGGGCCCCCAUCGCGUAGAGCACAAGAAAGAGGCUGGCUAUGUCGAGGAAGAGUCCAAGGACAAUUUGGCCGUCCGCGCAGACUUGUUUCUGGACCACCAUCUUCUGCCUAUGCUGCAUGACGAAGCCGACUUUGGCGGUGCUGCUGAGCAUGUCGUUGCUAUUGUGUCGCAUGGCAUAUUACUGUCAAGUCUCUGGCGAAGAUUACUGCUCCGUCUGGGCCCGAGGAGCGUGAAAGUCUCGCGCGACGUCAUAGCAUCUCGAGGUCAAGUCGUCCUUGCUCACCUGGGUGGGUGGAGCAACACUGGUUUCCUCGAACUCUCCAUUCAAGACUUGGAUCCUCAGGCCACCCCAGAGUUGGACAUCGUCUUACCUGCUGUGGUUCCGUCUUCAAAAGCGACAGCCGUUACUGCUGACUCGUCCUCGUGGAAUGCUCUUGACACGGCUUCACCGCCCCACCUGGUGACUGAUUCAUCCGAACCAGAGAUGCUAACAGACCAGUUCGACGUUGUUGGCGAUGUAAGUGUCCCCAAAGAUGCCAUCGACCCUGAGUCGAGUGAGAGAGACAGCCCCAGACUACUCGAAGGCUACCGUACCACCAUUCUUGUCGUAGACGGCCAGCAGCAUCUCCAGGGCCUGAAGCGACAACGAGGUGGUAUUGGUCGGGCCGAGCACGAUGACAAACAGCAAAGCAUGACGGCCUUCUUCAAAAGAGCCAGAAAGGACUGA
This is a messenger RNA of Aureobasidium uvarum, 1023 nucleotides long. Lineage: Eukaryota; Fungi; Ascomycota; Dothideomycetes; Dothideales; Saccotheciaceae. The record is from the annotation of a GenBank genome assembly.